GCUAAAAAGGGCUGCCCUCGAACGCCAGCCGCCACGCGCCAUUUGCAACUCAGACACGCAUUUCUGAGAGCCUCACGUUAGCUUUCCAGGGGCCCGCGACGAAGGACGCGCGCCGGCACGCUGCCUGCCAAGCAGCACCAUGCCGCUCCCAGUGUUUGGCACGUCCGUCCGGGACAACAACAACUGCGGCAACUCAUUCAUAGGGACGCGGUACUUCCAGAAGUACCCGGCGCCCGGGAGGUAUGAGACGGGCCGGACGACGCUGAACACAUUACCUUUAUCGAGGUCUAGGACGUCGGACUGGACGCGGAGAUAUAGGAACACGCGGUCCAUGGAGGGCACGCAGGCCAUGCUCUCGCUAGGAGGCGCGGACCGCGUCGGUAGCGUAUCGGCGUGGAACGCACCAUUGCGUCGAUGGCGUCUUAAACCCGCGAUUCCCACACAGGCGAGAAGGUCGGCCCGGCCCCAGGCACCUACGAGGCGCCGCCUGACUCGUUCGCCAAAGCCAUGUCGCGCCGCAACACCUGGACGGCGGCCUUCGCGGGCCGGACGUCUCGGUUGCCGCCGCCUCGCGAUGCGAACGGUACUUACUUGCCCAGAUACGGUGUCCGGGAAAAACGUUCGGUGAGGCGGACCCUGCCGCCGCGCAAGAAGAAGUGGACGGACACGCGACCCGUGACGGCGCCGACGCCCAAACAGUUGCCCUACGAGCCGCCGAUCCUCGACGCCGUCGACGACGAGGAGCCCUCUUAUGAUUUCUUCGCGGCGCCGACCCGACGGCCGCCCGCCUUGGCAGAGUUCACCCUACCAAGGGACCGCGUCCGCCCGCGGGAACGGCCCGUGACCGCUUCCGAAAUCAUACAGCACCGUAGGGCAACCAACGAAUUCAAGGACGACCUGCGAGCUGUGAGAGCCUUGAACAAGUUCAAGGUCCCCAAGUCGAGGACGUCGAUCGUAGCCAUCUAACUUACACUCCUAUCUCGUAGUUAAUUGAGUCGCGUCGGCGGCGUGAGUUCUGGGUGGUGAGUCGUCGACGCCGCCCCGACGCCGCCGCCGCGACCCGAUCGUAGA
Molecule: messenger RNA, 1071 nt
Organism: Pelagomonas calceolata
Lineage: Eukaryota; Pelagophyceae; Pelagomonadales; Pelagomonadaceae
Source: the annotation of a GenBank genome assembly